Didymosphaeria variabile is the source of this 756-nucleotide messenger RNA. RefSeq lists its product as uncharacterized. Bases 1 to 756 code for a protein of 251 amino acids. The record is from RefSeq and is a predicted model, not a curated record. Lineage: Eukaryota; Fungi; Ascomycota; Dothideomycetes; Pleosporales; Didymosphaeriaceae. The transcript has a single exon.
AUGACUGUCACUGCUCCUAAUGCCAGCCCCAAGCCUCUCCGCAUCGGCGUUCUAUACGAAGAAGUCCAAUUAACAGACCUAGCAGGUCUAGAUAUUCUUGGAAACAUGUCUUCCCGAAUCGUCAACAUGGUCUCCAAUCUCAUUCCCGCCAUGGAAGAGCUCAAACCUUAUGCUAGCGAUAUGGAAUUCCUCUACAUCUCUUCCUCACUCGAGCCAGCCUGGGCAACGCCAGACAUGUACAUCCGGCCUACGCACACUUACGAGAACGCGCCGCGUGACUUGGACAUCAUCUUACUCGGGGGACCCGACCCCCAGAAGGUCCCCGAAGCCAGUCUGACGUUCCUGAGAGAGGCGAGCAAAGAGACGAAAGCCAUCUUGGCUACGUGUACGGGCGGUAUGUGGCUUGCCAAGAGUGGCAUACUAGAUGGGAAGAAGGCGACUACCAACCGAUUACUGCUGCCUGCAGCGAAGCAUGUGUUUCCAAAUGUGGAGUGGCAGGAUGAAAGGUGGGUCACUGUGGGCGGCCAUUUUGAAGACGCGCAGAUAUGGACAGCGGGAGGCGCAAAGUGCGGUAAGUUUCAGCGGAAGUCUUAUGUCUACACAAGAGCUAAUUCGAACACAGGAAUCGACAUGGUGAUCGAGUACGCCCUAGGAAACUUCCACGAAAAGCUGGUGAAAUCUUCAUGUGGGAGCUUGGAAUUCGAGAUCGAGGGAAGGAGCAAGAGUUAUAAGGGCCCAUUUGUUCCUGUUGUAUAG